CGCCGCGCCAACCCAAAUUCUCCGGCAACCCAGACAGCUUCGUCCACUGGUGCGUCGACGACACCGCCGAUUUCUACGACUACAUCGUCGACCACCACUGCAACGGGCUCCUCCUCCUAGCUUCCUCAAUGGGUAGUCAACCCUGCCACGGGGUGGUGGACCGAUCUGCCCGCGAGCCCGGCCAAGGAAGAACUACCAAGAAAUCAUGGCGUGUGGUACUACGACCGGUUCCUGGUCUACGAUCCGACGGUGUCGCCGGAGUUCGAGGUGUUGAUGGUCCCGUGCUUGAUGCUGACGGACAUGGACGACGAUGCACACGACAAGCUUGUGACGAUGGGGAUGGAGGGGCUCCAGUGGCCGCCGUCUCCGUGCAAGAUGCAUGUGUUCUCGUCGAGGUCGGGUCGCUGGGAGGAGAGGUCUUUCGUCCGACAAGGGGGCGCCACCGGGACCCUUGAGAAGCUGCGGGUGGGCUGGUCGCGUUGCGCUGCCGCCUAUCUGCGAGGGACGCUUUAUAUACAUUGCAUGGCUGAUCAUAUCAUGAGGAUAUCCUUUGCCAAUAAUCGUAUCGUGUAAUCAAGACACCGGUGGAUACUAGGGGGAAGGAGGGCUAUAUACAACUUGAUAUGGGAAGAUCCGAAAAAGGAGUGUACUUUACAUGGAUUUGUGAAGGCUGGCUUCGGGUUUGGAUCCUUAAGGAGUGCUGUGGUGAGGUUGAGUGGAUUUUGAAGCAUGAAAAUGACCUCAAGCCCAUGCUAGAGCCAUACUUGUCAGACCGCCCGCUUCACGGUCAUGGUCCUUGGGUUUUAGAAGAUAUUAACUAUAACUUAUUUCGUUUUCCUGAAGACGACAAGAAAACGAUGGCUCAAGAGAAGUUAGAGUGGGAGCAGGACAAUGGGUACGAUGGUGUUGGAAGUGAAGACAUGGAUGAAAAUUUCUUCUUGGAGGAAAACGAGAACCAGGACAUUGAUCACGAUGGUGUUAUAAGUGAAGACGUGGUUGAAAAUUUCUACUUGGAAGACAAUGAGAACUGGGACACCGGUCAUGAUGGUGUUAAGAGCGAAGGCAUGGUUGAAGAUAUCUACUCGGAAGACAAAGAGAAAGCAAUAGUUGUGGAAAAUAUCAAUAUGAACUUUGCCAAUGAUGGCGCACUUGGAAACGGAUGCAUGGUUGAAGAUUGUUGCUUAUUGGAUGACAUGGAGAAAGUGACAUUCCAAAAAAAGUCUGAAUGGAACUCCAACAACGAUAAUUCUCUUGACGAUGGAGAUCGCAAAGCCAAAGAGUACUUCUACGGGGAUACGAAGAUACUCGGGUUCCACCCAUUUAAAGAGAUUAUCUUCUUGAGCGAAUCGUUCCAGACGGGACUAGCCUAUCACUUGAAUGGCUCGGAGAUGGAAGUAUUGGGAAACAUAUACCCCAAGGAGUAUGCUAGUUUCAAAGAGUUGGCUAAUGAACAUGAGAGCUUCCAUUCUUCUUUCGUGUACAUGCCAUGCCGAAUCGACGAGUUCCGCGAUGGUCGUUGAUGAUCAUCUCAGAUAUUCGAGCAACGGAAGAAUUCGUUUGCACACGCGAUGUUGAGUAAGUAGGUCGAUUUCUCCCAGAAAAUAUACACAGUUAUUUUAGGAUCAGAGUGAGUACGUACUAUUACUGCUAGUGGCCGCAUUAUUUAAAUCAUGCUGCCAUAGGAAUAUUUAUUCUUGUCUGUUUGGAUCAAACCUGUGGCCGAAUCGAUCGAUUCCACUCUAUAUACA
Molecule: messenger RNA, 1748 nt
Organism: Brachypodium distachyon (stiff brome)
Lineage: Eukaryota; Viridiplantae; Streptophyta; Magnoliopsida; Poales; Poaceae
Exons: 2
Coding region: 624-1520 (298 amino acids)
Source: RefSeq, a predicted model, not a curated record